AUGAGGGUCAAGGCUAUUUCGCGAUCUACCUCUACGUAUGUUCCGCAAGGAACCACUUCUACUCCCGUCCCGAGAAACCUUAACCCAGCCCUCCACCCCUUCGAAAAGGCACGGGAGUAUACCCGGGCGCUGAAUGCAACGAAACUAGAUCGCCUUUUUGCUCAACCGUUUCUUGGCCAGCUAGGAAAUGGUCAUGUCGACGGUGUCUAUACCUUUGCUGUCGAUCCGAAGGUUUUGAAUCGGGUUGCUAGCGGGUCUGGGGAUGGUGUGGUGAAGCUAUGGGAAAUGACGGAUCGGAGUGAAGUCUACUCUGUUAAGGCACAUGAUGGCGUAGUCAAGGACAUGUGCUAUUCCGAUGAUGGGAAGCUCUUGACUUGUGCAAGUGACCAAAAGAUUAAAUUGUGGGACCACCCAUCGAAACUUGAGGGGAAAUCUACUGGGGAUCAAAUUAAACCUUUGAUGACCUACCUCGGGGCCAAUUCUUUCAACUCAAUUACCCACCACCGCUAUGACCAGGUCUUUGCAACAGCCUCCUCAUCUAUCGGAAUUUGGGAUAUUUCGCGAAGCAAACCAACAUCUAAUCUCAACUGGGGAUCUGACAGUAUAAAUGUUGUCAGGUUUAACCCAACCGAAACCUCAAUUUUAGCAUCAGCAGGGGCCGACCGAUCCUUAGUAUUCUAUGAUCUUCGAAUGUCAACACCUGUCACCAAACUCAUCACCACCAUGAGCACAAAUGCAAUAAGCUGGAAUCCUGUCGAACCUUUUAAUCUAGCAAUUGGAAAUGAGGAUCACAAUGCCUAUAUAUUUGACAUGCGCAAGCUGGAGAGAGCUUUGAACGUGUUGAAGGAUCAUGUUGCAGCUGUCAUGGACGUAUGCUAUAGCCCUACGGGGCAGGAGUUGGUCACUGGAAGCUAUGACCGUACAUUAAGAAUAUAUAGUGUUCGGGAGCACGGGCAUUCCCGAGAUAUCUAUCACACUAAGCGCAUGCAGCGUAUAUUCUCGGUUGCGUUUACACCUGACGCGAGAUACGUUCUAUCGGGAUCAGACGACGGAAACAUACGUUUAUGGCGAGCCAAAGCCUCGGAGAGGUCGCACGUCCGGAGCACCCGUGAAAGGGUGAAACUCGAGUAUGACGAAGCAUUGAAGAAGCGGUACCAACAUAUGCCGGAGAUCAGACGGAUAGCAAGGCAUAGGCAUCUUCCAAAGACUAUCAAGAAAAUGUCGGAGACGAAGAAGGUACAGCUUGGGAGUAUUAAGAGGAAGGACGAAAACAGACGCAAGAAUGGAGAGCAGAUGUCGGCUAGAACGCCCGAGCGCCAGAAGAUGGUUGUAAAAACCAUCCAAUGA
Molecule: messenger RNA, 1347 nt
Organism: Orbilia oligospora ATCC 24927
Lineage: Eukaryota; Fungi; Ascomycota; Orbiliomycetes; Orbiliales; Orbiliaceae
Exons: 3
Coding region: 1-1347 (448 amino acids)
Biological process (GO): maturation of SSU-rRNA from tricistronic rRNA transcript (SSU-rRNA, 5.8S rRNA, LSU-rRNA)
Cellular component (GO): nucleolus; small-subunit processome
Molecular function (GO): protein binding
Source: RefSeq, a predicted model, not a curated record